AGUUUGUCGUUGUGGUUGUGUGGGAUAGAGCGGAGAAGGUUUGUGAUCCCAUAGGGCAAAGGCCAGCAGCUGUGGCGAAUGAAAUGAUUGGUCAGUCGAUUGAGGGGCGGAGACUGAAAGGUUGAUUGGAAGUUGGUAUAGUUUGGGGGCUUGUGUAGUUGAGAGAUCUGCUUGAAGGAGAGAGACAAGAUCGUUUAGGUCCCAGGUGAUCGGCGAGGUAGGUGAUCUAGUUGUUAAUUACUGCGAGGACAAUGUGGUAGGAAGAUCUGACUGGGAUAUACAAACUUUCCGAGGGUCUGCCUCGAUCCUUAGAACUCACUCCGGGGGUAAUUUGUCCUGGAGAUUAGAUGGGAGAUACACAAGAAGCCUACACGGAAAAUGAGGCUGCCUCGGAGGCGAGGAUUUUUGUUUCCUUGACGCAUGAUUUAAAGCACAAGGAUGCUGUAUCCUUGCUUCGAGUGGCGGUUGAUGAUGAUGGAAGUGACACAGCAGAUAGCCCUUCUGAUCAUGAGACAAGAACACCGCUGCGGGUGGUGGUUGACGACGACGACGACUUCGACAACUACAACGGGGAGGAUAUUUCGGAUCAGGAGCGAGCGAAUUCGGAAGAGGAGCAUAAAGGAGAUUACCAGCAUGAGGAGGUAGAGGGCAAGGACUGUGGAGAAAAUCCUAUGGAAGAGCCAGUGGUUGAAGAGCCCGCUACGCUGUCUGGAUCACGCGUUGUCGCCCAUGUUACAGAUAGCAUGGCGGAUUCUGAUGCAGGGGAACAGUUAGCUUUUCCCGAAGAGCGCUAUGACGAGGAGAGCGAUGAGGAGUAUGAGGUAAGUAAUGAAGAUGACCUCAAGAAGUACGAAGAGAACAAUGGCGGAAUCUGUGAAGAGGUCUAUCGCGUAACCAACGCAGAGAUCCAUGAAGAUUUAGAUGAUGAUCGACAAGUGGAUUCAUAUAAGUCAAACGCGGAGAAUCAAGCAACGUUUCAUGUGCUGGGUGAUGGAGAAUCUCAUCAAGAGACCUAUGAAGAUCAACAGCGUAAGAGUAAUAUGGGUCAGCAGGAAGAUAAUCUAGAGAUAAAUCAACACCUCGAAGUGGAUGAGCCUCAAAACCCCUUCAAUCUUGCCAAGGAAGAACUUGAAGGUGAGAAGACCGAAGACGAAAAAGAGGUAAUCAGUAUGUAUGGGGUAUCACAGAUGGAAGGGAAUGGUGAGCAGCCAGCUUACCAUGAUGAGGCUCACGUGUCAGGGGAGGUGCGGCACGCAGCACAUUCGAAUGGUAAAAUUGCCAAGAAGAAAGGACAUGCUAAACCAAUCAACCCGGCACGAGGAAUUGUAACCGGAAAGAAGGCUCCUUCAGUUGCGGAACUGGGUAAACCAGCUAAACCAUCAACUACCUCUGUUCAACCUGCAUUGGAUGGAUCUUUGAAAACAAAACUUGCUGCGAUGGAGGAGGGAGAGACCUCGGAUAGUGUUCCCAAAUCAUCUGUCAGGGGCUCGCGUGCUAAGCUGACAAUUCCACAGCCUUUCCGUCUGGCAACGGAGAAGAGAGCGUCCUUGGGAGUACGUCCUGCGGAUGCAGAGACGACCAGGCCGCGUGCCACCAGUAACGUGGUCAAGAAGUCCCAUCCAGUGCCUACUACAAAGACCGCCGGGGCAACUGGCAGAAUCAUGGCUUUUCCUACGGAGAUCUCGAAAGAGGAUCAAGAGGCGCUAGAUACGUCGGAAAAAGACAAGGAGGCGAAAUUUGAAGAGGAACUCACUGUUCUCAGGAUAAAGUCCGGCAAUCCAUCCGGGUUUAGCUUCAAGAGUGACGAGCGGGCAGAGAAGCGACGAGAGUUUUACUCUAAAUUGGAAGAGAAGAUGAAAGCUAAGGAAGAAGAGAUGAGCCAGUCUCAGGCCAAGAGCCAGGAAGAGCUGGAGAAUAAGAUGAAGCAACUACGGAAGAGUCUUACUUUCAAGGCUACACCCCUUCCAAGCUUUUAUCAAGAGUCAGGACCACCGAAAGUUGAAGUGAAGAAAAUCCCCCCAACUCGGCCGAAAUCUCCUAAGCUCACAACUGCAAGAAGAGGCAGCCCGAGGGGAGAGCACGAUGGCUCAAAAUCUCCAGUGGCCAGGCUUAAGAGCGACCUAAAAAAUAGCUCUUUAGUUCUACAUCAGAAUUCUAUUGAUUUAGCAGACGAGAAGAAGGCAUCUAGAGUGAAAAAACCAGCGGCUAAAGCUUCGUCCAUGGACAAGAAUACAAUUUGCUUCAAGUCCAAUGGUGAUGUCAAGAAUGAAAAAAAAGCUAAAGCAGCGAAUGUUCUGCUCUCUUCUAAGAAAACACCUACACCAAAGAGUACAGAACUUCGUGCGAACAGAGUCGAGAGGCAGGAGCAGAUAGUUGACAAAGGAAGGAGCAUAAGUUCUAGACGUCUACGGACUAGGUUACCUUCUACCGAUCGUGCUACGAGUACUGCAGAAGAUAAAAUCAAAAGCCCCAAACCGUCUGGCGGAGUGGAGAAGGCAGCUUCAAAGGGCGGGGCUAGGAAACCAACGCAAGGACGAUCAAAACCCAACGACUCGACGACGCCUGUUUCCACACCCAAGCGCAGAAGAGGAGAAACUGAGGAUGUUGAGCUUGCAACUACUCUAUCAAGCAAAGACGAGCUGCUUCCAGUUUUGCCAGAUGUGGCAGUUGCAUAGGGGAAGCUUAUAUAUUGGUGUGAAGCUCAUGUUGAAGUUGUGAUGUAUACUUAGAGAGGUAGAAAGGUUGUUUAACUCAUUUUUGGUAAGUUUGAACAAUAUGGCUCAAACAACAGUUGAUUGAGUGGUGUUUUUGGUAACAUCGACGAAAUUAAUUUCUUUGUCUGUGCCAGCGAUUGCUCCUGUAUAGAUUUAAUUUACGUAGGCAUGCCAGGUGUGAUUGUGUAAAUGGGUAUUAAAGCCAUGUGAUACGUAUUACUAUUGAAAGAUAUGUGUUGCUUGUGACAUGCACUCUAAGUUGACGAGCA
This is a messenger RNA of Physcomitrium patens, 2983 nucleotides long. RefSeq lists its product as uncharacterized. The record is from RefSeq and is a predicted model, not a curated record. Gene Ontology annotation, molecular function: microtubule binding. Lineage: Eukaryota; Viridiplantae; Streptophyta; Bryopsida; Funariales; Funariaceae. Gene Ontology annotation, biological process: microtubule cytoskeleton organization.